CAUUUUUCUAACCCAACUGGGCGUCUCUACCCAAUUGUUUACCCAGAAAACACAAUGAAGUGGGAAAGGGUGCAGCUGCAGCCCAAACAAGCUCACCUGCAACAACAAGAACAAGAAGGAGGAGGAGUGGCAGUGGGCGAGGUGUCUGGGCCCGGGAAGCGGUGGGGCCAUACAUGCAAUGCAAUCAAGGAAGGGCGGAUGCUGUAUGUAUUCGGUGGCUAUGGCAGAGAUAACUGUCAGACCAACGAAGUUCACGUCUUUGACACUGCUACGCAUUCAUGGAGCCAGCCAGCGAUUAAAGGCACCCCGCCAACUCCAAGGGACAGCCACAGCUGCACCACUGUUGGUGAUAAUCUCUUCGUCUUUGGGGGUACGGAUGGGAUGAAUCCUCUCAGGGAUUUGCAUAUAUUAGACACCUCUUUACAUACAUGGAUAUCUCCAAGUUUAAGAGGUGAAGCACCAGAGGCACGGGAGGGUCAUAGUGCUGCCCUUGUUGGGAAACGGCUAUUUAUAUUUGGUGGCUGUGGAAAAUCUGCUAGUAACGACAAUGAAGUGUAUUUCAAUGAUCUUUACAUUUUGAAUACAGAGACGUUUGUAUGGAAACGUGCUAUGACAUCAGGCAACCCACCAUCUCGGCGUGAUAGCCAUACUUGUUCAUCUUGGAAGAACAAACUAAUUGUGAUUGGUGGUGAAGAUGGGCACGAUUACUAUUUGUCUGAUGUCCAUAUACUUGAUACAGAUACUCUAAUUUGGAGGGAGCUGAAAACUACUGGCCAGUUUAUGCCACCCCGAGGGGGUCAUUGUACUGUUGCUUUUGGGAAUAACUUAUUUGUUUUUGGGGGAUUCACAGACGCCCAAAAUCUAUACAAUGACCUCUACAUGCUUGAUGUUGACACUGGUGUAUGGACCAAGGUGCUAACUGCUGGUGAUGGACCGUCUGCUAGAUUUUCUGUUGCUGGGGACUGUUUGGAUCCUGUCAAGGGAGGUGUUCUUGUAUUUAUUGGUGGUUGCAGUAAAGGUCUUGAGGCACUGGACGACAUGUUUUACCUACACACAGGGCUUGCCAGGGAGAAUGAAAGUAAGCUAGAGAAAUUAUCGCUGAGGAAGAAAUUGAAGCUAAAGUGCCAAGAGCAAAAUCUCGCCUCUGUUCAUGACAGAGCCCUUGUUCUGGUUGGAACUAGUGCUGAUACGAGCCAACCCAUGCCAGUUUCAUUUUAUGCCCAACCAUGCAGGCAGAAUAUCCCUUUGAAUCAAUCCCAGCUUUCUUCGGAGAAGAAGGCAUUUGUUGCAAAGGUUACUGACAAACUUGCUGAUGGAUACGCAAUUGAAACUGUUAUUGAUGGAAAGCUUCUUCGUGGUAUAGUUUUUCCAAACCGGCCCGGGUUUAACAUUGAUAUUCCUAAUUCCAGCAGGAAGCGGACUGCCGGUGAAGCUGGUGGUUUGAUCUCAAAUGGUGAUUACAGCAGCAAGUCAAAAACUUCUAGAGGAGAUCUGAUGGAUAAUGUUCAUGGAAAGGCGCCCGUAUCACAUGAGCAUACAGAAGCUGCUGCAGGUUCCAUUUCAAACCAUCAAGCAUAUUCGGCCGCUUCUCACUUGCAUAAGGUUACUGGAAACCCCGAGCAGUCAGAGGUUCCUUUGAAUCUGGGCAAAAAUCAGACCAAUAAUGCUCCAAACUCGACCUCUGAAGUUGCGGGAGACAACAGGACUCAUAAGCCGGCUGAUGCACCAAAUUUCAACUCUGCAGUUACAAAGGAAAGUUUGUCUGCCGUUGCUAAUUCCGCUGCUGCUUCAUCGCUAAACCAAGGCGACAGGAAACUAACAUCGGAAGGACAGAACGACGCAACAUCCAUUUGAAAUUGAGUAUUACUUCUGAACAUAACAAGAAAUGAAAAACCACCAGGUAUCUGUACAUUCAUCAUGCGAAGGAGAUCAUAGAUGCCUAUGACGGGAGACACAGAAUUUUCCUACCGUUGUUAUCUGCAAACCUCCAAUAACAGUCGUAGGUUUAAAACUCUAGUCUGUAGUGCUCAUCAAAACUCGGGCGAAUUCUCGAUUAGGUCCUCCCAAUUGAAGGGGAAAAAAGAGAGGUUGCUUUUGCUCAUAAGAAGUUUGGUCUUUUUAGCUUAAAUUUUACCUUUCUUGUUUUGGUUUAGAGUCUUCGUUAGAUGGAAAUUAGUUACAUUGAUAGUUUUAUCUGGUUUUAUCGGGUCAUGAAUUCUGUUCUUUGAAUCUUGAUGCUAGGGCAAGUUUAUCAAUCUCUUAAA
Messenger RNA from Malus domestica (apple), 2264 nucleotides. RefSeq lists its product as uncharacterized. The record is from RefSeq and is a predicted model, not a curated record. Lineage: Eukaryota; Viridiplantae; Streptophyta; Magnoliopsida; Rosales; Rosaceae. Gene Ontology annotation, molecular function: protein binding.